Lipotes vexillifer (Yangtze River dolphin) is the source of this 591-nucleotide messenger RNA. RefSeq names its product chromosome unknown C15orf32 homolog (gene CUNH15orf32). The record is from RefSeq and is a predicted model, not a curated record. NCBI's taxonomy places the organism in Eukaryota, Metazoa, Chordata, Mammalia, Artiodactyla, Lipotidae.
AUGGCCCCGUGGCCCACGUGGACCCUGCAGAGCAGGCCCAGCCAACAAGGACUGCGGACUCCAGGGCGGAACAUUGAGGUAGAUGACCAGCAUUUUACCCCUUUAGCUGAGCUGAGCAAGCAUGAGCUGCACAGGUGUGUGAGUGCUUCGAAGAAAGACUUGUACCUCAUUGAUCCCCAAAUGGGAGGAGUCCCACCUGAUGGAAAGAACACCAAGCUGGGCCCUGCACUCUGGAGAUUUCUAUCACACUUAUCCUUAGCAAUAGCCCUGUGUGUUUCAUUGCCCCCAUUUCACAGAUUAGAUAACCAAGGUUCUCAGAGGUUAAAAAUUUGCUCAAGAUGCCAAAACUCGUAAGUGGAUAGUUUGAUGUCAAAGCCAACACAGUUAACACCAGCCCCCCUGCUAGCCCCUCAAGACCACUUAAUUCUCUCAACCUUCUACCAUGUGAGCUACAGACCCCAGCCCCCAGUACCCCGUGAUCCAGCACUGUGGCCAGAGUCCACUCUGAUUGAUUGCAAAUUCAAUUCUAGAAACGUGGGGAGGCACACGGAGAAGGAGAGGCAUCUUAGGACAGUCAGGCAAGACCGGUGA